This is a messenger RNA of Opisthorchis viverrini, 1930 nucleotides long. RefSeq lists its product as hypothetical. The annotation marks the transcript as partial. Gene Ontology annotation, cellular component: nucleus; cytoplasm. The record is from RefSeq and is a predicted model, not a curated record. The transcript is spliced from 10 exons. Gene Ontology annotation, molecular function: mRNA binding. Gene Ontology annotation, biological process: regulation of transcription by RNA polymerase II; regulation of mRNA splicing, via spliceosome. Lineage: Eukaryota; Metazoa; Platyhelminthes; Trematoda; Opisthorchiida; Opisthorchiidae.
AUCCGUCGGCCACCUUGGAUUUUUGUUCAUCGUUCCUGAAACCAUGAAAAGAGACAACGCCGGGAACGGUACAGACGGUCCACCGUCGAAGUUCCAGCGUCCAGCUGCAGAUGUUUCCAACGUAGUUUUGCGGUUCCUUAUCCCGUGCCGUGCUGCUGGCAUAAUGAUUGGCAAAGGUGGUGAAAACAUCAAAAAAAUCCGCUCACAGUAUAACGUGAAACUCAAUAUACCUGACAACAGAGGCCCUGAACGUAUCAUGACGAUUGAGGGCGAUCUCCAGGCCAUCUGCAAUAUAAUGAAAGAUGUCUCUCCGAAACUGAAGGAUAUAAUGAAUGCAAAACUAUCCGACCCGAAACGAAUCAUGGGCCACGUGCCGUUCAAACGGCGUCCCAGACCUGGUGCCGAAUCAGAAGAACCCGAAAAAGAGGACGAGGAAGACGAUAGCAUGUUGGACUACCGGAUCCUCGUCCAUGAAAGUCAAGCGGGUUCAGUGAUUGGGAGGGGAGGUGAACGCAUUAAGGAACUUCGUGAUAAAUACAGGAUGCGCGUGAUCAAGGUGUACCAGCUGUUGGCUCCCAUGUCCACCGAUCGUGUGGUUCAAAUGGUGGCAGAACCUGAAAAUGCGAUAGCUUGUUUGAAGUCUGUUGUGGAGGCUGUUGAGUCUGCACCUCCCCGUGGUCGGCGUGAGGACUAUGAUGCGGCGAACUUCUGCGAGGCGGAUGCGCUUAAUUACGGUGGUUUCCUCUCUCGUGAGGCCCUUCAAGCUCUGUCGCAAGGAAUGCCUAUCCAGAGGCCAAUGGGUAUGCCGCCAUACAUGGGCGGUGGACCUUAUCAGAUGGGUGGACCAAUGGGCCCCGGUCCGAUGCCGGGUGGCAUGGGUCCCAUGGGCGCAGGUAUGGGACCAAUGGGGGGUGGACGAGGGCCAAUGGGUGGCGGGCGUGGACAAAUGGGAGGAGGACGUGGUACAAGGCCGGGAGGAAUGAUGGGUGCCGGCGGGCCACGCUCAACGCCCGGAGGACCCGCUCCGGUGCCGCCACCUGGUGGUCCCAGAGGUGGACCUCCAGCCCCUGUUGGAUCGACCGGGGGCUAUGGUGGCCCUGGGGCUCCCUAUGGCGGACCGGGAUUUGACGGAGCUGGUGGCUACGACGGUUCGAUGUACAAUGCAGAUACUCCCGGACAGACAGGUUAUGGUGGCCAAAGUUUCGGCGGUUCUGGAGGGGCACCUGCUGCUGGCGGAUACGGCGGAGGUUCCGGUUAUGGGACGGGAGCUCCCCGCGGAGCUGGGGAUAUGGCUCCUCCGGCUGGAGGCGCACGUGGUGGAUCAUAUGGCGGGUACGGGGCGGCCGCUCCUGGUAUGCACGAUGACGCCAAAGUCAGUCAAUGGGGUGACAGCUGUAUUAGGUCUGUCAGUAGUGUGAUGGACAGUCAUCGCAUGAACCACAGGCCAGAAUUGCGUUGGGGGUCAGUUCUGGUCAGUAGAGCCCGCAAGAUCGCUGUUCGCGAAUCCAAGCAAGCAGGACACAUGGCCCUUGUUCGUACCCUGGAUCCCCUCUAUGUUGACAUAUGCUGUCUGUCGAAAACAAGGAUACAUGAUGCAAGUACUCUGGUUGAGCAGACUCCUCUAGCUUUCUUCCAGUAUCAAUUUCCGGAACAACAGAAAUCGCCUGACAGUGUAGUGCCCACCAAUGAAUCAACUCCGAAUCCGAAUGGACUACAUCGCCGUCACUUGCCGGUGACAGAGUCGAUCACUGUCUGGCGCUCUUGGUGUACCAUUGUAAAAUGCAAAACGUGCACACCCCACCUAACCAUUCAAGUUAGUGGGUUUGAAAUCAAAAAAUACUUCCAGAAUCGCCUCAUUGAACGUCUGGCGGACAGUCCGAUGUCACGUACUAAUGACCACUGGGGGCAGAUGCCUGUCGACAAUCAGAAU